This is a messenger RNA of Orbicella faveolata, 5484 nucleotides long. RefSeq lists its product as uncharacterized. NCBI's taxonomy places the organism in Eukaryota, Metazoa, Cnidaria, Anthozoa, Scleractinia, Merulinidae. The record is from RefSeq and is a predicted model, not a curated record. Gene Ontology annotation, biological process: neuron migration. Gene Ontology annotation, cellular component: cytoplasmic vesicle; membrane.
CGGGACUGCUAACUGCCCCGAACCUUCAAAACAAAGGAAUAUAAUUUUACUAUGGCAAAAAGUUAGAAAUAACCAUUUUUUUCUCUUUUUUUAAUUUUAUCUCUUGAAAAUAUUUCAUUUAGGAAUUCUUUUAAAAUUUAGAAUAAUGCUACAAUGCGGCUGAGAAGGAGAACCUUGACAAGUCAAAGGAACAUGUACAUUCGAGUAUUGCUGAUAUGCCUCUGUGUCCUUUGUAAAGUCAAGUGCUCCUCCAACUACCUCGAAAACUGUAAGAACACGAAAAUCGAGGAGAAUGUCACGUUAAAGGGUGGUAUAGGAGCCGGGACAUUUCGAAAGCUUGGUAAAGUGACAAGCAUGGAGUCUUGUAUAGAACUUUGUUGCAAAACGUCGACUUGUGAUGUCGCGUUCCUCUCGGCGGCUAAAUGCUAUGGAGUUGAAUGCGUGAGUGAUGAGGAGUGCAAGGCUACAGCGACUGACACAUCAGAUAUUAAGGUCCUCAUAGCACACGUGCGAACGGGCCAUAAAAAAGAUAAUACCUCGCUUGCUUUCAUCACUCCGAAUUUCACAUCGAACGUGAAACCGCAUCCGAACGGAUUUCUGGGCCCAAAUCAGGGGCUAUCUACCAACACCCCAAAGGGCCUCAUAGCCCAGGGACAAAAAUCAUUAAACAAUGUAAACCCCUCAAUGGCUGGACAAUGUCAGCCGGGGAAAGUAUUCAAAGAAGUGACUUUAAAAGGCGGCAUCAACGCCGGCACAUACAAGGAUGUUGGCUCUGUGAAAAGCAUGGAGGAAUGUUCAAGUAAAUGUUGCGAGUUUGCGGCGUGUGAUUUAGCAUUUAUGCUUUCUAGUAGAUGUUAUCUUGUUGGAUGUUCGGAAGGCAAGAACUGUCAAAUACAAAAAGCAAAGCCUUCCCCCUAUCAUCCUUCUGUGACUUACAUUGAGCGAUGGAACAAGGAAGGUGUCAAACAUUCAGUUUUUCUGAGCGAUUCAGCUGAAACCAAAUUCACCUGCCCGGCAGUGAAGCCCUUAACCAAGGUCACACUCAAAGGAGGACUUAAAGCUGGUGAUUUUACAGACACCGGCAAAGUCGGAAGCAUUAAGGAAUGUUACGAGACAUGUUGUCAACAAAGCACGUGUAACCUGGCCUUUAUGCUGGGUCAAAACUGUUUUUCAGUCAAGUGUUACAAUAAAGACUUGUGCAGCACCAUUCCAGCGCAGCCUUCCAUUUUCAAUCCACAAAUUGCGUACGUUUGGAAUAGGAAUGAAAUGAAAAAUGAUUCACCGAAGAAUCAAAUACUGAAAGCACAAGUGGUUUGUCCAGCUGGAAAGGUUCAGGAAAGCGUCACCCUCGUUGGCGGAAUCACAUCUGGGUACUUUCGCGACCACGGCAAAGUCAAAGACAUGCAGAAAUGCCGCCGAAUUUGUUGCGAGAUGCCGCACUGUCAUCUCGCCUUCAUGCUCUCUUCCAAUUGCUUUUCAGUGGCGUGCAAGAGCGCCAGCGCCUGCAAGACGCAGCCGGCUAAUCCAUCAAGAUACAGUCCGAAGAUAUCGUACGUGAGGAAUUUUGACACUAAUCAGCUACUAGGACUUCCAAAGCCCGCCGAGCAGCAGACGAAAGAAACUAUCCCUGGCUUGGCGCAGACACCUCUGACACAACCUUCAAUGCCAGGACAGACACCUCAAAUUCCUGGACUAAACGCUCCAACUGCAGACGCAACGCAGACAGCUCAGUUUUCGCAGACACAAUUACAAGGACAGACACCGUUGCUAGGGCAGCCACAGCAGCAGCAGCCUUCACCACUCGUGCCACCCCCACUACCUCCGUCACCUUUUGGCUCGCAAUUGGGGCAGAAACCUAUGAUACCAAUGCCGGGACUCUCAGUCAGUGACAACGGCGCAGCUAUGCAAUUUCCAAUGCCUCCCUCGGCACCUGCAGAACAAGUAACACCCGUCGCACCAGUGACUUCGGGCGGAAAUCAGCCUAUUGCCAGUCAGCUUGAGACAAAGAAAACAGAAAUUCCGGCUGCUCAAAACGACCAAAGUCUUAAAAGCCAGAUAAAGUCAGCUGCAGCUGGGCAGGCCAUGACGAUGAAUAUCGUAAACGGAAAGAUUCAAUUAACACCCGUCGGAGGAUCGAAUAAGUCCGAAGAUUCUUCCGAGAAAACUUCGGAAAGUUCUCAAACUUCCGAGUCGAAAGGAGAUAAGAAGAGCGACUCGGGAAAGAAGGAAUGCGAAAAAGCGAAGGUGCUUAACAAUGUUACUCUCAAAGGUGGAAAGAAAGCUGGAAAGUUUAAUAACCACGGUGAUGUCAAAGGAAUGGAAGAAUGCCAGGAUAUCUGCUGCAAGGAUGACAAGUGUCACGUGGCCUUUAUGCUCGGCAAGACAUGUUACUCCGUUACUUGCAAGAAUGAAGAGCUCUGUGAACACACCAAAGCUCCACCAACGGACUUUAAUCCACAGCUUUCGUAUGUGAGGCCAAUGGAAACCUCUAGCAGAAAAGAGUCCAGUAAAGCUCCUACCAUCCCUCCAGAGCCAAAGGACCUCAAAUGCAAACACAGCAACAUCACAAAUGACAAGGACCUGCCGAACGGAGUCCAUAAAAACAACUUCACAAUCGUCAAAGACGCUAAUUCCAUGGCCAAGUGCAUGGAAAAAUGUUGCGACAGCAAGGACUGUGACUUGGCGUACAUGGUGGAGAGGAAGUGUUAUUCUGUGUCGUGUUCCAGCAAAGAGGAUUGCCGUCCUGUAUCGGUGAAGGCGUCCAAGAAAACACCUCUUAUUUCGGCCAUGGUGAUGAAAGUUGAACCUAAGGAAGAGACAGACUUGUCCGCGAUUGCCUCUCCGCCAGAAGAUUCCACAACUACAGAUUUUGCAUCCCAAGUAGGAAAUUGCAGGCUGGACAGUAGGAUCUCGAACGAUAUCAAACUCCGGGCAGAAAGUAUAGCCAGUAACUUCACAGAUAUGGGUAAAGCAGAAGAUAUCCACAGAUGUAUCGGACGCUGCUGCGCUCGGCCUUCAUGUGAUAUCGCUUAUUUACUGAAUGACAAAUGUUUCGCGGUUCAGUGCCUUGAUGGGGUCUUGUGCCAGACCAGCGCAGAACCUGCAUCGCCAGGGGCAAACGUCAAGUUGGCUUAUAUGAACAGGGGAGCAUCUGGACAGAAGGAAAAAGAUUGGAUGAUUGUGUACAUUAUCGUCGCUUCACUUGCGUUCGUGGCAGGAAUUGGUGGAGUAAUAUGGGCGGUGUGUAUUUGCACAAAAAGACAAAAACUUCGCAAACAAAGAAGAAUGUUGGAUGAUGAAGAAGACGACGAAAUGCUACCCAAACCUACUCAGACUAGAUACAGAACACCGAUGCCAAGAUACUGACGAUGAAAACUUCAUAACCGAGACAAUACGUGAGCUGCAUGUCCUCUUGACCAUUAGGGCACUUGGACAUCAUCACCGUCAGGGACUUGUAACACCUCUAACUUUUAACUUGUUUUAAUCGGGAGUUUCCGCAAUCUUCGGAACGUGAGUGAGUGAGAAAUAGAACCAAGUGAGGCCAAAAAGGAUAACAGUAGUGAAGAUGCAAACGAUACCAGUCAGCCUCCGAAGCUCACGAGAACAACAACAACAACAACAAAAAUCGAAAUAGGUCGGUCUUUGACCUCAGAUCCAAGCACACGUCCCUCACUGUGCAUGCUCUGUUGCAUGACCGCUGGCCACGAGGAAAGUAUGUUUUUGGAACGAGACUGAUGGACGCUUCGAAAGAAGACUUUUGUAAAGGAAAGCUUAGGUGGUCAAGCUAUCAUUUUUUAGAUUAUAUUUCUUUUAUCUUAAAGCUGCUUUACUUGGUGACUAAGAGCAAGAAUUUAUACUCAACAAAUAGUUAAUGUAUAUCUAUUGCGAGUUUGAUAAAAGACUUGUGAGUACAGCGCGGCUUGCAAUCGCGUACUAAGAAAACUUUGACUUAUUAAUUUUAAGUUAUAGUUACCAGCUGUGACAGAGCCCAUUGAGCUCGACCAAAACACGCAAAUUCCACUCAACUGUUUACCCGGCCACAUCCAUGACAAUACUGGGUGGUAAAACUCGUCAUUCUUUUAAUAAUUAUUUUAAAGGAGAAGGUCACUUCAAAAAGCUUACUCUUUUUGUCUUUGCCUAUGGAAAGUAAACAUUCAGCUUUUCCACUCACCGAAGUCUCAGCCUCUGAAGUGCCCGCUAUCCUGAAGAAAUUCGUCUCGAAAGAAGGGGCUGCCAUUUUGAAACUGUCUUGACAGCCAGGCCGUGUUCAUGUGACUCAUUCUGUCCGACUCAAAAUUGUUGGGAAGGAUUAAAACCUGCAAAUGACCUGGCAUCGUUCACAAGGUCAGCAAAUUUUUUUUUCCAAGCGAUCAUCCACUUCACUAUCUUCAAUGCUAUCAUUUCGGAGUUUGGGGCAUAUUUGGCUCAAAAUAAUGUGGUUAAAGAGCAGCCAUAACCCAGAGUGGUAAUUAAAAAGGCUCUUCGGAAGCCAUUUAGGCAAAAUCUCUCGGACGGAAUGACGUCACGAAAACGCGGCCUGUCUGCUGAGCACUGUUCAAAAUGGCGGCAGCGUUGUUCAAAUUUGGGCUUCUUUGGAGGCAAAUUUUCUAAGGAAAACCUGCACUUUAGAGCCUGAAACGUCGGCGAGUUGCUAAACUUAGAGCAAGGUUUUAUUAGCGUUGACAAAAAAUAUACGUUUUUUAGAGUGACCUUCUCCUUUAACCUAUACGUUUAAAACUAUGUACCGUAUUGGAAACAGAGGAUGAACCGAGAUUAUUUAGUAAUUAUCGACGUCAAGAAUUCAUGGUUAAUUAAACACAAGCGGCGUAUUUUAGUACUGGUUAGCACAAACAUAUUUUGUACUCACUUCUAUAUAUUUUACUUCAUGGAUGGUUCUUUGCUAUUAAAUUCAACUAUUUUGACGUGUUACUAAACUUGCAUCCAGGGAUCAUUUUCGUUUAUCCAUAAUCUGUGCCUAAAACUACAAGCUUUUUUUAACAAAAGAUGUACAGUUUGGCUUGAUACGGAUCUCGAUCACCGCAAGAAUGUAUUUUUUUGCCUUUAAACCAACAAAUAUAAUCUUAAAACGACUAUAGCAGGGACCAGAAGACGUCGUAUUUAUCGGAGGUGAAAUAUUGUUCUAGUGAGAAUGAUUUAUUGGACAAAGUCAGCACAAAAUGCAAAGAGAGGCUCCGCUUUUAGAUUUCUCUUGCAAAGGAAUACUGUGCCUUUUCAAGGCGACAAGCAAGACGUCACGAAAACAACUUCCACAAUUUAAAACUCUGGUAUAUAUCUGCUUACGGGAAAUUUGACUGUGUUUUAAGACAACAUGCUGUUUAGUUUUCCUUUGGCAACGAAUUGUUCUGUGUCAGUUCCUCAAAAUAUUUUAUAGUGUUUUAUUUUUUUGAAUAGGUGAUAAAGUGUAUUUAGUUAUUACUUACUUGCAAUCGUAGAAUAGCAAUUUAAUAAAUAUAUUUUAAAAUA